Molecule: messenger RNA, 4959 nt
Organism: Seriola aureovittata
Lineage: Eukaryota; Metazoa; Chordata; Actinopteri; Carangiformes; Carangidae
Gene: sbk1
Product: SH3 domain binding kinase 1
Exons: 4
Coding region: 631-1941 (436 amino acids)
Biological process (GO): peptidyl-threonine phosphorylation; peptidyl-serine phosphorylation
Molecular function (GO): protein serine/threonine kinase activity; ATP binding
Source: RefSeq, a predicted model, not a curated record
AGAGUCCCGCUAGACCGACGGACAGACCAGACUGACCGGCCGACAGUGACUGCAGGACGCGGAGCUGAGUUUAGAGGGAGUGGGGAACAUGAAGAUGUGUCCAUGCAGACUGCAGAGCUUUGCUGAAGCCUCUGUGUAGAUGUGAAUGAAUGGGUUCGUCUCAGUGUGUGUGGUGCUGAACUGGGUCAUGCGGACCACUGGAGGAGCGAAAGAUAAACACGCACCCUCCUCCCGCUGCUUGGCAGGUUGAGAUGGUGGGCGCUCAGAGGAGGGAUCCCAGCCUGUGUCCUCAUCACAGCAUCCAGCAUCAGAUGAUGCUUUGAUUUCAUCCGCCUCCAAAGAAAGUCACAAAAACUGCAGCGCAUCUCCAGAAACUAGGCAGGAAUCAUCAUCUUGGGCGGGCAGCAAGCAAAGCGCAGCGACGGACCUCAUCCAGGCUUUGGCAGCUGUGAAACUGCAAGCAUCUGAGGUUGUUGUUUAUUUUGUUGUUUUUAAAGGACCUGCGCAGUUUUCUCAGCACCUAUAACUGAUCGAUAACUUCCAUCAAACGAGGAGAGCAAUCUAUCAGUUUCCUGCAGACCCCGGCGGAUCAGUGCUGAGCAGAGCGCAGCAGCUCUGCUCGCCGAGCGGAUGCAGGACCAUGGAGGAGAGAGACAGGUCGCCAGCAGUCUGCCCCACAGCGUCAAGGCGAGCCUGUCUCUUUCUCCAUCUGGGCCGGGACGGGUGGGCAGCGGCGGGGGCUCCCCUACAUCCAAGAUGGGCUACUGCGGAGGGGUGCCAGUGGAGGACAUGCAGGCCCUGGCCAUUACUUCUCUUACGGCAGCAGAUGUAGCCAAACAGUAUGAGCACAUCCGCGAGCUGGGGAAGGGCACGUACGGCAAGGUGGACCUGGUGGCUCACAGAACACAGGGCACCAAAAUGGCGCUGAAGUUUGUUACCAAGAACAAGACGAAGCUGAAGAGUUUCCUGCGGGAAUACAGUCUAACAGGCUCACUUAGCUGCAGCCCUUUCAUCAUCAAAGUCCUGGACGUGCUUUUUGAGACGGAGGACAGCUAUGUAUUUGGACAAGAAUAUGCCCCCGCUGGGGACCUUUUCGACAUCAUCCCCCCACAGGUGGGUCUACCAGAGGAAAUGGUCAAACGCUGCAUGCAACAACUGGGCCUGGCGCUGGACUUUAUGCACAGUAAAAACCUGGUGCAUCGGGAUGUCAAACCUGAGAAUGUGCUCUUGUUUGACCGCGAAUGCCGCCGCAUCAAGCUGGCAGACUUUGGCAUGACCCGGCGCGUGGGCUGCCGUGUGAAACGGGUGAGUGGCACCAUUCCCUACACGGCGCCAGAGGUGUGCCGGGCCAGUCGUGCUGAAGGUUUCCUUGUGACCACCAGCCUGGAUGUGUGGGCGUUCGGCGUGCUGGUCUUCUGUAUGCUGACGGGCAAUUUCCCCUGGGAGGCAGCGCUGCAGGCCGAUGCCUUCUACGAGGAGUUCCGGCGCUGGCAGAAAGCAGGGUGCCCUGUGGGAACGUACCCGUCUCAGUGGCGCAGAUUCACUGAUGAUGCCUUGCGCAUGUUUCAGAGGCUGCUCGCCGCUGAGCCGGAAAAACGCUGUGGAGUCAAGGAUGUUUUCUGCUUUGUCAAGUAUGAGCUGGUCAGCGAGCUCAGGCGCAGAGCAUCCUGCCGAGCCAAGAGAGGGGAAAGGUCAAGCUCGGGAGUGUGUACUGGCAGUUGCACUUCAUCCUCGUCCUCCACUACAACACGUUCCUCCCACCGACACCCUGAGCCCUCCACUCCUCCAGGAACAUCUUGCUUGCGCCCAGCACCACUCAAACGUAGUGUCCUGUCUGACCCGCUGUCUCCCAGAGAGGAGUCUGGACAGCACCAGUCUCCAGGCCGAGACAAGAACAAAAGCCAGAUGGUGAUGGCAACUGCCAUUGAAAUCUGCGUGUGACCACGCUAAUGUUAGCGCUGGAGACUUGGAUAGCUUUUCACAGCAAUAACAAACUGUGAAGAGGUGUUAAUAACUACCACAGAGACUCCAGUGAAAAAGGAGACCGACUUUAACCAUGAAAGAGAAAGCUCAGGAUCACAUCCACCGCUGUGGAAAUGGACAUCAUCAAUCAGCGGUACACACUCGGACAGCUCAUCAUUGGCACAUGCCGCUUAGGUUUUGAUUUGUGACCAAAGACUGCUUCCCAAGCUGAGCAGCCAUGCAGGCAGCGUUUAACAGUCCGCUGAUGAUGUUCCUCUCAGCAGCUCAUUCUACCAUCCAGACAUUCGUGUUUUCGGCUCAUACACUGUGGUGGUGCUAAUGAUUCUAUAAUUAGAUACUUCAUGAAAACAGAUUCUGUCUCUUCUCACUCAUCAGUCCGUGUCUCUUUACUUUAGUCUUUAUUCAUCUCCGAAUACGAGCUCCAGGGAGGCCAAAACGUCACCUGAUCAGGCGAUGCUGUUCAGUCGGAGGCUGGUGAUCUGAGGGCAACCUACGCAACUACAUUCGUCCGCCAUUUGUCAGACUUCCUGCCAACUUCCAACUGUUCCAAUUUUGUCCUCGACAUUUUUAAGAGAAAGUGUUCAAAAGAAAAAAAAAAAAAAAGAAAGCUUAAUGUAGCAGUUUGUAUGAGACGUCUUUUCACGAAGGUGUGUCGCCCGAAAUACAGAUCAUCAGUGAUAGACACCCCCUCAGGACACUUCAGUGGGUCACUUCCUGUUUUAUCAUUAAUGGAAAACCAUCGACUGGCUGGAAGACACAUCGGCCACUUCCGAACUUCAUCUCCAGUGUAACGCAGUAGAAUACAGGGAUUGUACAUUUUCUGAAUGGAAAGGGUGAUGGAACAAAGAGUAUUGUUUCUUUUCUACCUGCUGUGUGUGUUUGGACAUGUAUGUGUGUGAUUCAAAAGCUAAAGCACAAGAUUUUUGUAAAGGAGGAGAAAACUACGACUCUUUAUUGUAAAUAAUUUGAUAUUUCUAGGAGUGCACCGUAAUAUCAGGUAGUUCAACUAUGUAGCUGUACUAAUUUUUCUACAACAGGGAAAGUGGGUUUUAGGGUUUUACAUUUACUGUUGGGGCAAGGCACUGUAUGUAGCAACACAAUGUGACAGAAUGUACAGUCCACCACAGGAAAUUAAAUAUAUAGAGAUAUGAUCUAAAACCUAUCACAAUGUAUAACAUGGUAGCAGUUGCUGAUCUCAGUUUUCUUUUACUGCUUUGGGUUUUUUCUGAACUGGACCAAGUUUUCUUGACCCAAAUUGGUGAACAGACAUCACUCAUUUGUGCAUUUUCCUGUGACUGUAACCUUAUCAUGAGCAACAUCCAUUUUCAGUGUACAAUCAUUUAAAGCUCAGAGCUGCUUUGCAGGUCAGCACCGUACAAAUUAAUUUUCCAAGCAUCACAAAACGUGUUCCAAUAUUUGAUUAUCGAGAUGCAACAUUAAACACACAAUCCCAACUGCUCAGAAUAUGAUGUUGCACCCGUGCUCACCUUUAAUUUAAUCUUCCUGCCUCUCUCUGGGAAGCCAUCCAAAUGUGUCAUUCGAAUAGCAGUACCCAGGUGUUUUUUGUCUGCAGGAAUGACCUCUGUGUCAGCCAUUAAUGUUCUGCAAGCUGUUGAUUGAUCCUGACACACAGCUUCCAAAAAGAUACCGCUAAUUACGAAAGCAUCUAAAAAGCACAGUAUGUUCAGUGUGUAUGGUUCAAUGCAUGCUCAUUACCAUCACUUUCCCUGCUUCAAUUGCUUUAGUGUAAUGUCAGUCAGGUGUGUGUGUGUGUUUUUGUCUUUACUUUUCUUAUAUACCCACUCCUCCCAUGACAGCCCAUCAGCUCUGUCGCUAUAGUGACAGCACCAAUGUUCCUCUGGUUCGGUUUCUGUCCUGUCUUCUUGAACGUCAAGUCUAAUUGAGCCCAAAUGAAAUAACUGGUCACUAACCCCCCCCCCCCCCCCCCCUCCAGACAGCUGCUGAGCUUAUUAUACUGGAGGACUCAUUUCUGCAUAUACACAUUUUCUUCAAUUUUAUGAGCCAGUUCACAGACCAAAGUCUUUAUCCAUUUUCAUCUUACAUAAUCAGAGCCGUUGAUGGUCCCUAUCAUUUCCCUCGUCUCGUUCCAGCCUCACUCUUGAUUUUGCAAAGGUGACCUGAUUGAGGCUGAAGCCUUGUCAAAGGGGUGUAUUGUAUGCUGAGAUGCUGGCUGCCUCAUAGCAUUUGUCAAAAGGUAAUCCGUCAGUAGAUUGUAGUGGGGUGUGAAUCAGCCCUGCUUUACAACAAAAAGACAGGGAUUAGAUGGAUCCUCAUAUUGUGUGCUUAAGGUCAAGUAACACAACUUAACGCAAUGAAACAUAACAUAACAUUGGGUUGCAUGAUGCUAUAUCAUUGCAAAACACAACGCUGGUGUAACAUAACAUGACACAAGAUCACAUGAUACAUUAAAAUAUGAUGCAUCAUAACAAGGAAAUUUAUCGUGACAACAUAUGACGCAUAAUAAAAUGACAUCAUAUGAUGAUGUGUCAUAAGAGGACAUAUAAAAUGAUGCAUCAUAACAUAAGGUAAUGUAAUAUGAUUCAACGUAAUAUGAUCCAUCAUAACAUGACACAUCAUAAACUUAAAUAUACAUGUAGCCCCCAACUUGACUCAGCGCUCUGAUGUGAGCAGCUUUGGCUUUGUAUUCAUCACAGCCAUUAUCAUCAUUAGACAUAGACAUAGCGGUGUGCACAGUUGUUUCUCAUGGACUGUUAUAACAGGAAUUGUCAAGUUUAAUGAUGAGGUGUCAAAUUAUAUAAAGUUUUAUUGAAGCUCUAGAGAGUAGCCUUCCUCUUACCCAGUUUAUCCUUAUCAAAUUAUCAAACUGUUUCCUGCCAGCAAGUGUUGUUGUAGAAUCUCAUGUAAAUACUAUACGUAUUGUGUCUUUAACAAAAACGGAAAAAAAAAAGAAUAUACAAAAUGUUAAUAUAUGUUGAAAUAAAUUUAUGCACCACG